Grus americana (Whooping crane) is the source of this 1566-nucleotide messenger RNA. Its product is annotated as inositol 1,4,5-trisphosphate receptor-interacting protein-like 1. NCBI's taxonomy places the organism in Eukaryota, Metazoa, Chordata, Aves, Gruiformes, Gruidae. Gene Ontology annotation, cellular component: membrane. Bases 1 to 1566 code for a protein of 521 amino acids. The transcript has a single exon. The record is from RefSeq and is a predicted model, not a curated record.
AUGGCUAUCGCAAAAUUCUUCGCCCUGCUUGUGCAAAGCAUCAUCCAGUGCCCACAGAUGGUGGGUGAUGAGCUGGAUGAGGCCACGCGCGAGCGCAUGGAGCAGCGUGCGGAGCAUCUGAGCCGGGAGAUGACUCGGCUGCUGCAGGAGCUGGAGCAGAGGAGCCUGGAGCAGAGCAUCAGGGAGCAGAGGACUCAGGAGCAGAGUGGCGUGGCCUGGGGAGCCCUGCUGUUUUCUACCUUGCAGCACUGGCAGUUCUGGGCCAUCGCUGGAGUCCUGGUCGUGCUGUUCGGGCUCUGCUGGUGGCUCAGGAAAAGGAGCCAUGAGGCAGACAACAGCAGUGACGAGGAGAGCUCCAACAGCGACAGGGAGCAGCUGGAGGAGGAAGAGGAGCAGGAGGAUGAAGAAAGUGAAGGAGAAGAUCCUGAUGAUGAGAGGGAUCUGGGCAGGAUUUUUGCAAAGCGCAUCCAGUGGCCAGUGCAGAACCUGUCCUACAGGAGCCGGGUGGUGCAGGAGCUGGUGGGCAACCUCCUCCGUGUCUUCCAAGAACUCUUCUCAAAUAGUUUCUUCCCGAUGCUGCAGCCAGGCAUCAGGGUGGGCAGCACCUUCGAAGGUUGGAGUCCCCAUGAGGAUGACGCUGUCUAUUGCCUGCUCAUGCCCCUGAAGCCCCCGCAAGGGCAUGCCUUCCACCUGGAGAUGAGCACUGCAGGCGAUAUGCCAGCAAAGGACUCCUGUGUCCGUGUGGAGCUGGAGUGCACCUGCGCAAGGGAGAAGCUGGUGAAGAACAUGCUGUGCUUCCUCCACCACUCUGAGGAGGAGCUGAGGAGAAAUCAGGGUCCCAGCCUCCUAUGCACCCUCUGCACCGACUCCUACCUAGAUGUGGAGAAGACUGCCUGCUGGUUCCAGAACUCUGUGAGGUCAGCCUGGGUGGUUUUGCCUCAGUCACGGCACUACCAUAUGAAGGUGCUGCCCUCCAGCCGUUCCUGCAAGCUGCAGCUGACAAGUGCCUCCAGGAGAACCCUCUUUGUUGAGAUGAUCUUUGGGGUGCAACAAGGCGACUCGGACAUCUUCCUGAGCAGCCAGACUACAGAGGCCAUCUUCACUCCAAACACGAUGUGGCCAGAGACCUACGCUGUGGCAGAGGCAAAGUUCUUCAGCUAUAUAGCCAGGCAGGCCCCGCGUGACAGCUUCCACCUCAAAUGCCUGCAGCUCUGCACCCGCAUCCUGGUGGGCACAGGCUUUUCCACCUAUACCUUCAAGACUGCUAUGAUGCACCUCCUGAUCUCUGUACCCCUGUCAUGCUGGCGCAGGAGGCAUUUCCUGCUGCGACUGGAGGAUAUCAUGCGGUACCUGCACUGCUGCCUGGAGAAUAAACGCCUCGACCACUUCUUCUUUGGCAAUGAGAACAUGCCCGAGGAGAUCCUCUUGCCCCCAGCCUUCCGAAUGGCUGAGCCAUUCAACCUCUUCCAGCACCUGGCGCAGGAUCCGGCUGCCCAUGACAAGGUGCUGUGUGAAUUCGAUGAGCUGCAAGAUCGGCUUACUAGACUGCUCUUCUACGGACACUGA